Lepisosteus oculatus (spotted gar) is the source of this 4820-nucleotide messenger RNA. It is a transcript of the gene letm2, whose product is annotated as leucine zipper-EF-hand containing transmembrane protein 2. Gene Ontology annotation, molecular function: ribosome binding. Gene Ontology annotation, cellular component: mitochondrial inner membrane. The record is from RefSeq and is a predicted model, not a curated record. NCBI's taxonomy places the organism in Eukaryota, Metazoa, Chordata, Actinopteri, Semionotiformes, Lepisosteidae. Gene Ontology annotation, biological process: intracellular monoatomic cation homeostasis.
CAUCGGCGUGCUUCUGCAGCAGCCAUUGGCGUAGAGAGGCGUUUCUCAACGCGCUCCCUCCUCGCCUGAUCAGAGCGUCAGUGGGGCUUGUUUGACCUGCAGUAACCUCCCGAAAAUGCUUGGGCCCUGCUGCUGCUGCUGCUGCGGUUAGCGGCUGGAAAGCGUUUGGAUUAGGUCCUGAGAAACCGGUCGUCAAUGGGUUUGGAAUUAUUCUUGCCAUCUCUCUCUUGUCGUCUCUUCCUCCGUCGUUGCCGGCCGAGCGAUCCCCUUGAAUGGAGUCGCGUUCCUGUCCCCUUCACAAGCCCCGACAAAACCGAAAGACGAAAGUUGACGCCGCUGUGCCAGGGCGUCUGAGUUCACCUAAAUCCUACUCGUCCGUCCGAUGUGCCGGCCGAAGAAAAUAACUUCUCCGUGGCAGUGGAAAGUUUUGGGAGUGUUUCCUCGCAUAUAACCAACCGCUGUGUGCUCAGAGUAUCAUUUUCCCUGUAUAAGUAAGUGGAAAAGCUUGGCUGGUAGUUUGAACCUGUCGGUCAAGCCUGGUCUGCUCGACUGGGGAUUUACUGGACUUACCGGCUUUAACGAGUGAAAAAUAUCGCUGCUGGAAAAGAAUUGUCGACUGAGCUGCAGUUUGCAACAAUAGUGCCUAACGACGGUUUAGCCAUCUGGACCCUGAACAAAUCAUGGCUGCUUAUGGCUCCCAGGCUCUUUUCAAUGUGGCCAGAUCAAGGGGAUCCUACCUGCUCGCGCAAAGACCCAGCUGCCAUCCCCUGCCUCCCACAGCCUGUCUCCACUACCACCUGGAGCACGGGAGCAGGUCGUUCCUGUCCAGAAGGCCCGUCGAGUGGGGGUAUAUUUGCUGGGCUCUGCCUCCCGUGAGGUCUGCUUGCUUGCCCUCUCGCUCUCUGCACGGCUCGCACCGCUGGCUUCAGGGCACGCAAGCAGGGCCGGGGGGGGACGGCGCCGACCCGGUGGCACAGGACCCGAAGCCCGCCGCCGGCCCCGUCUCGCCCUCCCCUGCCGGCAGAGAGAAAGCGGUGGCGAGGAAGUCCCUGCGGCAGAGGGUGCUGGACGAGCUCAGACAUUACUAUAACGGCUUCCGGCUUUUGGGGAUCGACACGAAGAUUGCGGGCAGGAUGGUGUGGAGGCUACUGCACGGGCAGCUGCUCACCAGGAGAGAGAGGAGAAGGCUGAUGAGGACGUGCGCUGACCUCUUCCGGCUCGUGCCCUUCAUCGUGUUCAUCAUCGUGCCCUUCAUGGAGUUCCUGCUGCCCGUGUUUCUCAAGCUCUUCCCCGAGAUGCUGCCCUCCACCUUUGAGACUGAGUCCAAGAAGGAGGAGAAACAGAAGAAGGGACUGGCUGCCAAGCUGGAGUUGGCCAAGUUCCUCCAGGAGACCAUUGCAGAGAUGGCCAGAAGGAACAAGGCCCAGACUGCGGACGAAACGGAGAAAUUCUCGUCCUAUGUGCAGAAGGUGCGUCACACAGGGGAGCAGCCCUCCACCAAAGACAUCGUGAGGUUCUCGAAGCUGUUUGAGGACGAGCUGACCCUGGAGCACCUGGAGCGCCCCCAGCUGGUGGCCCUGUGCAAACUGCUGGAGCUGCAGCCCAUCGGCACCAACAACCUGCUGCGCUUCCAGCUGCUGCUCAAGCUGCGCUCUGUCAAGGCUGACGACGAAAUGAUUGUGAAAGAGGGCGUGGCGGCCAUGAGCGUGUCGGAGCUGCAGGCCGCCUGCCGGAGUCGGGGCAUGAGGUCACUGGGCCUGACAGAGGAUCAGCUGCGACAACAGCUGCAACAGUGGCUGGACUUGCACCUUCAGGAGAAUGUUCCUCCCUCCCUGCUGCUGCUGUCUCGUGCCAUGUACCUGACCGACGUCAUGCCAAAACCGCCCAUCAUCCCACCGGUGCCAAAGCUGGAGACAGUAAGCCCUCCCCUCACUGAGAGCACUGAACCCCCAGUGAACGAGAAACCAGCAGCCCCCUCUUUGGAAGUACUGGUCGACCCAGCUCCUGUCAUUCAGGGAGUAAAGGGUGAAGAGAUCUUGGAUAAACCUGCUAAGGCCAUUUCAGAGCCACGUACCCAAAUCGCACAAGUAGCAUCAUCUAAGGGUUCCGAGGAAACGCCGAAAACAAAAGUCAGUGCCAAUGGGAUGGGAAGCCUCUGAGGAACGUGAUGGAAGAUUCCGAGAGGGAUUCAGAUGGAUUAGAUCUGGGCAGAAAGAGAGAUGAAGAUGGAAUGGACUUCGCCAGUUUGCUGCUAUGGGAAGAACAAGGAAAUGGCAUAUUUCUAUGUACUCCAAAAACAUAUUCAAGAACACCCCUGAGAAAAUGGGUUGUAUUUAAAACCUUACUUAAAUUACUUUGAAAAGAUUGGAGUACAGCUCCGAGGAAACAGGUAAUUUGGUUUCACGCCGUCCACUCCAAAGAGCUGUCUUGUUAAAACCAGGAGGAUCGUGGUCUUGCUGCAUUUUCUUUAAGUUGCCAUACUGUCUGAGGAGCAGAGCUUUUUCAGUUGUGUUCACGUCUGAAGCACACUGCUCCUGUCUCGGUAAAGAUGUUUCCAAGAACUCUGUUUGACGGUAAACAUGCCAUCCCAAGGUUCUCAUGUGGUGUGAUUAUACAGCUACACUUAUUUUAAAUAGAAUUCUUUGUUCCACAUUUUUUGGCUACUGCAGCCUUUCAGUCACUUUCCAGUAAAGACUUGAGUCUUAAUGUUUACACUGGUUUUAUCAAAACCAUAUUUACAGUGAUGUAGCAGUUUCAGGACAGGAACUCAUGUUUGUUAAAUUAAUAUCUUUUAUAUAAAAAGCCCUGAACUUCUGACAGGUUGGUUAACUUCAGUAAAUGUCAAGAAUAACCUUACUACUGGCUACAGCUUUGCUCUGUGUAAAAUGUGUAAAUAUUGUAUAUUUGUUUGCAGUUUUUGAAAUAUUAGUGAGCCACAAAACUGCAUUCUGUGGUGGUGACUAAAUACCUUCCCACUAAAUACCUUAGUGAACCUAAGAGGACUGUAAUUGGUAACUCUUCUCUCUUCUCUCACCAUGGAAAGUCAGUAUUCCACCUUGUCAUCCACAUCCUGCUAGGAUGCAGCUGACAGCUGCUUUUUUUAAUGGUACUUCAUCAUCCCUGCUGAAUUUAAGGUCCCAUCUUAAUUCUCAAAGACGGGAUAUACAGAACUGUUAAAAAUAGCAAGGUUACUUGGCCUGCUUUCGGCUUUAUCCUAAGCAUCACUAAUGUGUUUAUAUAUAUAUACCUUUUUAAAUAUUUAUAUUGUUUACAUACUGUGAGAGAUAUGCAUUAUUUGGGAAUAUGAAUUUGAAGUUAUACAUCAUAUAUAUUUUUAAAUUGGUGCAACUUGUAUUACAUAAGUUCUUCAUACUAGUUGUUUGACUUUUUGUGUCUUAUACUUUAUCAGAUAGGUAUUAAUGUCUAAAUGAAGACUGUAAGCGCUCUGAUAUAUUGGAGUUUUAAUUCUGUUGCACAUUUUUUCUUUGAUGACUAACAUGCAAAAUGACGGCACAUAAACCACAAGUCAGACACUUUUCUUGUGUGGCUCCAUCUUUACAAAAAUAAGGGAUUUUAAGUAUAAGAUGGAUGAUUGACAUUUUACAUAUGAACUGGUGCUGCCUUUAUUCUUUUUCCCUAGUGAAAAGUAUGAAUUUAAAGUUUUGGGAAGUAUUACAUUGAGUUUUAACGUUUACCUCAGUCUAAAGCACAGCCCUUCCAGCACCCCGCUGGCCCUGACCUCAGUAACGGUCAGGGCUUGGGGUGGGUUGGCAGAUGGGAUUGCUUCUGGAUUCGCUUUAUUGUGAAUGAACCGUUGCUGGAAGAAGCCAUGAAAAAAGUGGUUUUAUUUUGCUUUUUUCAUUUUUAAUCACUACGAGCAAAGGAGAUGAAACUGUAAACCCAAGUUCCCCAGAUGCAGCAGAUUUCAAAAUGAAUUGAAUUUUAUACGAAUUUUUAAAUAAAUUAAAUUAAAGGGCAAACAGGUGUCUCAGAAAAGAAGUGAACAGGACCAUUAGAAACGCUUAACAUUUCCUAUGAAACUUUCUCUUGCCAAGAUCAGCAAAACCCCAAACAAAAUUCAAAAGGCAUCCAUUUUUUUCCAGCACAUGGUAUACUUCAAAGUUUGCUUUGUCUUGUUCUGCAUGAUUGCACUUUUUCAGUCUGACCUGCCCACCAGCUAAGGCUUUUUCUCCUAUGAUGCGUAUCCAAACCUUAGAAGGUGGUGGCACAGCCUACAACUGAGAUGUUCGGCAUUGCUUCAAUCCUUCAGUGGGAUGCUUGCUUGAUUACACUCCUGUCCUGUUAAUAUUCUUGCAGUGUCCUCCGGGUUCAGAGGUAUGCUAUGUAAACAUACAAACAUUUGUAAUUAUGUAACUACUGUUAUUUUUCAAGUAUUCUCUCUCUUUUCUUAUGUAAUGUUUGGGACAACAAUUUUCCAUUUCUAAAACCUGUAAAAUGUCAGAACUGUACUCCAUAUGCAAAGUAGUCAGUUAUUAGAGACCUUAAAUGUUCUGAAUAACAUGAAAAAAUAGGAUAGCCUUCAGUUACCUUAUGCUGUAGAGAACUCUGGUACUGUUACUGUAAAUUAAGCCCGACAAACGUAAUUCUUAACUAUAUUGCUUUGGGUUGUAUGUAAAGUAUCGCCAAGUAUGCAUACAUGUAUCUGUUACUCCCUUGGAAAUGUCCACUGUAUCAGAUAAGCAGGUUUUGGAGAGAAAAUGUUAUGUUUGACAAUUAAAGUUUGAAGACCUUCAACUUGUAAUUUAGCUUUUUAAUGACAUUUGUUGUUGUGGAGUUAUUAAAAAUUCUAUUAUGUUGUC